AUGUCGCCCCCGGAAGUUCUGGGCUCCUCCACCUCGCCUUGUAGCGAUGAUGCCACUACUUGCUCCUCGACAGAUCGGCUAUGUGAGUCGCAAUUUGUGAGAAAUUUUAUCAAGGAUUUCCUUUGCAAACAUUGCUCCUGCACCCAUUUCCUAGAUACCCCUGUAUCGUUCACUGGCGACUCCCCGUUAAUCUUUGAAGACAAAUAUGCAGUCACCGUGAAGCAGUUGCAUUUAGAUAUUCCGCUGCAGCUUCUUAUGUGUUCCUCCUCCACUCUUGAAGACGUUAUCGAUGCAUAUGAGAGUGAAAUGGAUCGUCUUGGCCAAACCCCCAUCCCGACUGGCGAGCAACGCUGGUUGCAUAAAGGAAAGCCACUUUUGAAUACCGCUAUGCCACUGGCGUGUCUUUCUACAAGUAAGGAGAUAACGCUACAUCUCGUUCGUAAGGUCUCCACUAUUCCAAGCAAAUCUGAAAUCGAUUUAUUUCAAGCGCUUUGUAGCUUUGAGCGCGACGCAAAUUCUGGACACGGCCACACGUGCACGGAUCCUCAAUGUAAAUCAUCGGUCUCAUUUCUUUUGAGCCAUUUAAAGGAAUAA
Molecule: messenger RNA, 594 nt
Organism: Mitosporidium daphniae
Lineage: Eukaryota; Fungi; Microsporidia
Exons: 1
Coding region: 1-594 (197 amino acids)
Source: RefSeq, a predicted model, not a curated record